Molecule: messenger RNA, 3049 nt
Organism: Phyllopteryx taeniolatus (common seadragon)
Lineage: Eukaryota; Metazoa; Chordata; Actinopteri; Syngnathiformes; Syngnathidae
Product: equilibrative nucleoside transporter 2
Exons: 13
Coding region: 302-1732 (476 amino acids)
Biological process (GO): hypoxanthine transport; guanine transport; adenine transport
Cellular component (GO): plasma membrane; basolateral plasma membrane
Molecular function (GO): nucleoside transmembrane transporter activity
Source: RefSeq, a predicted model, not a curated record
GCGUCACACCGGAAGUUGUCGAGUCGGAAAGUGCGCCUGGCGCUCGUGGUGCCUUCAGCGGUAGGCGAGAAGAAAAAAGACACCAACAAAACGAGAGCCUUUUGUGCGUUUUGUUUGUAUGUGUAUGUGCGCUGACAUCCAGGCAAAGCAGCAACGGCCGCAAAACGAGGACGCGACCGGAGAACGCAGUUUUGCGGAUGCGGUCAGGUCUCCAUUUGCGGCGGGAAGCGUACGUAUGAGAGGACCGUGAAGUCAGCAUCGCCUUUUCUCCCCAUCUUGGCAAGAACAUCCCGUCACGACGAUGAAGGUACGGAAAGAAGACACGCCUUCGGACUGGGGCUGCUUGGUGGGAAUAUGCUUCUUCAUCCUGGGCCUGGGAACGCUGCUACCAUGGAACUUCUUCAUGACCGCAUCACUGUAUUUCCAAGCACGCCUGAACACAUCCAACGUCACCACCAACGGCAGCGACGUCAGCGACUACAGCAAGUACUUCAACAGGUGCAUGACCCUGCUGUCCCAGCUGCCCCUGCUGCUCUUCACCCUGCUCAACUCCAUCCUCUACCAGAGGAUAUCUGAGGUCAUACGCAUCGCCGGCAGCCUGAUUUUCAUCCUGCUGCUUUUCGUCUUCACGGCCGUGCUGGUGAAGGUGGACAUGGACACCGAGCCCUUCUUCUCCGUCACCAUGGCGACCAUCUGGUUCAUCAACUCGUUCGGCGCCGUCCUGCAGGGCAGUCUCUUCGGCCUGGUGGGCAUGCUACCCCAGAAGUACAGCGCCAUCUUCAUGAGCGGGCAGGGCCUCGCCGGCACUUUUGCCGCCAUGGCCAUGCUGUUAGCCAAUGCCAGUGAUGCGGAGUCCAAGUCGGCGGCGCUGGGCUACUUCAUCACGCCAUGUGUGGGCACGUUGGUCACGCUCUGCUGCUACCUCCUCCUGCCCCGCCUGGAAUUUGCUCGCUAUUACCUGAAGAGCAGCACCAAAUACAAAGCUGGCGCCACAGAUGAGCUGCUGACAGCGGAGAGUUCAGCAGCGGACAACGGCAAACUCGGCAGCCACGCAAACGGCUCGGUGGCGGGCGGCCCAAACAAAGACGGCGCCUCCGGGGACGGCGAGGCGGGCGGGUCCCGGCCGCACAGAAGCAAGGAGGCGUUCCUGUCUCUGGAGCAGGUGGAGAAGAAGCAAGGCAAAGCCUCCAUCAUCCAGGUCUUCAAGAAGAUUUGGGUCAUGGCGUUCUCCGUGACGUUCGUGUUCACGGUCACGCUCUCGGUCUUUCCCGCCAUCACCGUCGACGUCAAGACGUCAUCCCCUGACUUCAGGACGGUGUUACCGGGAAAUUGGGAGCGCUACUUCAUUAACGUCUGCUGCUUCCUGACUUUCAACAUCAACGACUGGCUCGGCCGAACGGUCACCACCUUGAUACACUGGCCUCGCAAGGAGUCGCGGCUCUUCCCGCUGCUGGUGGUCUCUCGCGUCGCCUUCGUCCCUCUUCUGAUGCUCUGCAACGUCCAGGAUCGCUCCCACCUGCCCGUCUACUUCGCCUCCGACAUCGUGUUCACCGUCAUCAUGGCUCUCUUCUCCGUGUCCAGCGGAUACUUUGCCUGCCUGUCCAUGUCCUACGCGCCGCAGUUGGUGGAAGCCAAGGAUGCGGAGACCGCCGGAACCCUGAUGACCUUUUUCUUGGCUCUGGGUCUGUCUAUUGGUGCCGCGUUGUCUUUCCCACUCCGGAAGCUCGUGUAGCCUCGCAAACACACACACACACACACACACACAUGCAAGCACAUUUGAAUACAGUGGUAUCGUUUUGCACUAUAAGCCGUUUUUUUUUUUUUUUUAAACGAGACUGACAGUCAAACACGCAAAUCCAAAAUGAAAACAUUCGCAAGGAGCAACUGUAACACCGUAACUUUAUCAAAUCAAUUUAUUUUCAUCCUCAUUGUUUUUUUUUUUUUUACACUGAUCAGUGUUGUUUCUUUUUCUAAAUAACUUGUUGUUUUGUGGGGCUGGAAUGGAUUCAGUCAAUUGAGUUACAGGUUUGGUCACAGAACAAAUUAAAAUCGACAGUCAGGGUACCGCUGUCCAUACAAUACAAUAAGAAUAAGGUGCAAGCCCGUUGCUGUUUAUGCAUACCUUUUUUUUAAAUUUCCGUUUGUGAUGCUGUUUUCACAUGCACACACGUUGAUGUACAGAAGGGAAUCGGUUUUGUUUUUAGCUCUGUUUUUCGCAGUUUUGUCGGUCUGCGUGUAGUUUUCGAAUUUGUCGCACGGAUCACGAUGAGCUGUUACUGCAAGAGACCAUGCAUUCAUUCAUUCACCUUCAGUUCCGCUUAUCCUCACUAGGAAUGAGGACGAAUUCAGUCAGGCUCCCUCCAUAGGCCACGACGACGCCACCAUGCUGACCUCUUGUGGAGCAUGGGCGACAGGUUCAUUCGGUUCAUGUGGUGGGGAGGCGUGGGGGAACACAACUAAAGUACUUUCCUUCCGCCAUCUAGUGGAAAAGCAUUUAAUUGUUCUGCCUGUCACUAUUCGUCUCUGGUAUUGAUAAACAAAAAGAUACAUUACUUGUAGUGAGCAAAUAAAAUAUUUUUCUGUCCAAUGAAGUAAAAUUGGACACUAAGCUGCAAUAGUCGUGUUAAUAUUUAAUAUGAAUAGCAUUUUUUUUUUUUUUUAACUGUAUGUGAAAUGUCAACCAAUGUUCAUUUUUUUGGUCCUUUUUCUCUGCCAAUGCGCCGUGCCUCUCAAUACUUUGUUCAUGUACAUAGAAUGGUGUUUUACUUUGCUUGAAUGUUUAAGCCUUGCUUUUUUUCAAGUGGGACACAAACAAAACAAAGAAAAAAAGGUUUAUUUUUCUGGGGGGGGGGGGGGGGGUGAAGGCCCUUGUGUUAAGCAUUUCAGAAGUCAGUUUUUACAAAUCCACGUUUACUGCGUCUCUGCUUCAGCACACUUUUAAAAUACUUGCCAUUGCACUCGCGGUACUGUUUGUGUGUACUUUACAUUUUUAUUGGACAGAACUUGAGCGUUAUACACAUGGGAAACCACAAUAAAGGGCUUAAAAUGG